UGUAAAUCGAAAAUUGGUAUCGCAAUCCAAAAUACUUUUUUGUUGCUCUCUACUAGCCUGCCUUUCUGGGAACGCGAAAAGAAAGACAAAAUUUUCUUGCAAUUGAAGGUGAGGUUUGGUGAAAGGGAAAUUGAGAAAACCCUAGAACAAGUACGGUCUCUAUUUUGCUUUAAUGGGUCGCGAAUCUGUGGCUGUUGUGACUGCGCCGCCCUCGGCGACUGCUCCGGGUACUGCUUCGGUGGCGACCUCGCUUGCUCCUGGCUUCCGAUUUCAUCCGACUGAUGAGGAACUCGUGAGCUAUUACUUGAAGAGGAAGGUUCUGGGCCAACCUGUACGCUUCGAUGCGAUUGGAGAGGUCGAUAUAUACAAGCAUGAGCCCUGGGAUUUAGCAGGUUCGCUGGGUUUCACUUCCACUCUCUCUUGGUUUCUGUGCAUCUCUUCCAUUUGGGGGUUUUCUGUGAAUUUGUUGCUUCUGAUUUGGGAUUUUUGUGGUCUGGGCUUCUCUCGCUUCUUCUGACUCAAUUCUUGGAAAAAAGGUUUUACCUUUUUAGGUUCCGAUUCAUUUUUCUGGGAAAUUUUGUUGCAGAUUCUCUGUUGUUACAUUUUGCUAUGUUUAGGCUAUAACACCGUGAAGGUAGUAUUUCAUCUAAUCGACUUCUUAAGUGGUUCAAAUAUUCGUUUUUUCCAGAUUCCGUUAGAAUUUUAUGCUUACUUGUGCUAUAGUUUUGUUUGCUUGUGGUUCAGGAAAUGUAAAAAGUUUGAAGUUUUGAGUUAAGUCUGGUUUUAAGUAAUUUCUUAGUUGUGUUGUGUGUUUAAGUGUUUUCGAGAUUGAAGACAAGGGACCAAGAAUGGUACUUCUACAGUGCAUUAGAUAAGAAGUAUGGAAACGGUGCUAGGAUGAACCGAGCAACUAACAGAGGGUACUGGAAAGCUACUGGAAAAGACAGAGAAAUCCGCCGUGACAUUCUGCUUCUCGGUAUGAAAAAGACACUUGUUUUCCACAGUGGGCGUGCACCAGACGGGCUUCGGACUAAUUGGGUUAUGCAUGAGUAUCGCCUUGUGGAAUAUGAAACCGAGAAAAACGGAAACCUGGUGCAAGAUGCAUAUGUGUUGUGUAGAGUCUUCCACAAGAAUAACAUUGGGCCACCAAGUGGGAACAGAUAUGCUCCGUUCAUGGAAGAGGAAUGGGCUGAUGAUGAAGGAGCUCUGAUUCCAGGAAUAGACGUUAAGCUCAGGCUAGAGCCGCCGCCAGUAGCCAAUGGAAACGACCAGAUGGACCAGGAAAUCCAGUCAGCCAGCAAGAGUCUCAUCAACAUCAAUGAGCCACCGAGAGAGACAGCUCCACUGGAUAUCGAAUCGGACCAACAGAAUCAUCAUGAGAAUGACCUCAAGCCGGAGGAGCAUAACAACAAUAAUAAUUAUGAUGAAAACGAGGAAACACUCAAACGCGAGCAGAUGGAAGAAGAGGAGCGUCCUCCUCGACCUGUAUGCGUUCUCAACAAAGAAGCUCCAUUACCUCUUCUGCAAUACAAACGUAGACGCCAAAGCGAGUCCAACAACAACUCAAGCAGGAACACACAGGACCAUUGUUCGUCCACAACAACAACUGUCGACAAUACAACCACUUUAAUCUCAUCAUCUGCCGCUGCCACCAACACUGCCAUCUCUGCAUUGCUUGAGUUCUCACUCAUGGGUAUCUCCGACAAGAAAGAAAAGCCGCAGCAACCGCUACGUCCUCACAAGGAACCUUUGCCUCCUCAAACUCCACUUGCAUCUCCUGAAGAGAAGGUUAAUGAUCUCCAGAAGGAGAUUCACCAGAUGUCUGUUGAAAGAGAAACUUUCAAGCUUGAAAUGAUGAGUGCAGAAGCUAUGAUCAGUAUUCUCCAGUCAAGGAUCGAUGCGCUGCGUCAGGAGAACGAGGAACUCAAGAAGAACAAUGCUAAUGGACAAUAAAGGCUCUAAAAACAUCUCUCCAGGUUACUUCUUAUUGCCCUUCGCCUUUUAUUUAGCUUUAAUCUCCCUAAUACUAUGACCCAUCUACAUAGCUCCUCUAGACAGAUUGCGAACUGUGUGAAUCUCUGUUGUAACAUAGGAUAAAACGGAUUCGAGCCCCUGAGCUGAGUGUUUUAUCCUUCUUCUUUUUUUGUGUGGAUGUUCUUGCAUCUUUUGAGAACAUUUUUUAGGUUGCUCCAUUGUCAUAUAUCAUCUAUCUAUCUAGUCUUUUCAGACAAAAACUAUCUUUAAGUUGUCUCGAGAAUGUUGUCUUCAUAACACACUGAGCCUUCUCUGGGGUAGUAGUGGUUAGGUACGAGGGCAUAAUUGUCAUUUCCUUUGCAUUAUCAUUUAGAUUUCCAGACAAGAAGAACUUUCUUUGUUUAAAAUAAUUGGGAAUUAUGUUCGGUCUCCGGUAAUACCGUGGUUAAUGGUAAGGAUAUUUUCGGCUAGGAUUACGAAUGUGGAUGCGUCAGCGACGUUAGAAGACUUUCGUUACACGUAAUUUGCAAUAAUUUUAAAAAAGCGAAAAAGUGUUUGGUACGAUUUUUUCAA
Messenger RNA from Arabidopsis thaliana (thale cress), 2547 nucleotides. RefSeq names its product NAC domain containing protein 52 (gene NAC052). The record is from RefSeq and is marked reviewed. Gene Ontology annotation, cellular component: nucleus. Lineage: Eukaryota; Viridiplantae; Streptophyta; Magnoliopsida; Brassicales; Brassicaceae. Gene Ontology annotation, biological process: regulation of DNA-templated transcription. The transcript is spliced from 4 exons. Gene Ontology annotation, molecular function: DNA binding. Bases 898 to 1953 code for a protein of 351 amino acids.